AUGAUGCUAUCAUCGCCAUCUAUCUGCUCGAUAUUGCUAGCCUUGAGCUUUCAUUUUAAUAGAGCUCAAGGGGACAUGGAAAUCAUCGGGUACCGAACAGCUUCUGAUGCGGAAGCCGUGUACAUCAAUGAGAAUCAUAAGCUCGAUCCAAAUAUAGAAUACGAUAGAGGAAUGGCUUUUCAUCAAUUAGGCAGGGGCUUUUAUAUGUCAAACGUACCUACUAGGUGGCGAGCUAGAAGUAACGAAUGGUAUUGUGCUGUCAAGGCGGAUAGUGAUAAGCUCGAAGAUAUCGGCAAAGUAUGGAUCCCAAAAGCAAUCUCUGCGGAUGAAAAGCAAUGGCCAUUAGGAAAACCAUUAUGGUACCAAAGAGAAGAGGUACUCUUGAGUUAUAUCAAAGAACAUGUGCCAGAAGAUCCGGAGAAAGCAUUACGCUUUUCAUAUUUAUCAUCAUACGAAAAUGACCUGCAAAUGGUUAUUCCACAUGAAACGAUAAAAGACGAUAAGUUGGAACUAUGGCUUGAAUGCUGGAAAACAGAAGGAGAGAUGUUAGAUUUUUCGAACGAGAUCAUUAAUUGGGAUAAGUAUGAGAUUGCUGGAAAACCCGAACCUGCAGCGGAGGAAGCCGAGGAAUGA
Molecule: messenger RNA, 633 nt
Organism: Drepanopeziza brunnea f. sp. 'multigermtubi' MB_m1
Lineage: Eukaryota; Fungi; Ascomycota; Leotiomycetes; Helotiales; Drepanopezizaceae
Source: RefSeq, a predicted model, not a curated record